Messenger RNA from Petromyzon marinus (sea lamprey), 3384 nucleotides. The record is from RefSeq and is a predicted model, not a curated record. NCBI's taxonomy places the organism in Eukaryota, Metazoa, Chordata, Hyperoartia, Petromyzontiformes, Petromyzontidae.
AGGGGGCGGGGCGUGGGGGCUACCAGACGGCGCUAGCUAAGGACUACCGCGUGCUGUCGGCGCUGCCGCCCCUGGCCAGGCCUAGCCGCCCACCACGUGCCUGCCCCGCCUGGGCCGGCCUGGUGAAGGAGCUCGCCCAGCCGGAGAAAGGAGAGGAGUGCCCGGCGCUUGAGGAGCCGACGGUGCUGUUGGCGUCCCCCCUGGCGCUGUCCGGCAGCCACGCCGGCCUGGCGCGGAGACUCCCGCCGGUGCACGCACGCGAGAUGGAGCUGGCGAGGCAGAGGCACUUGCGACGUCCACGUGCCGCUUACUCCCUGGACCUGCUGGUGACGGACGCCUGCCGCUACUCGUUUUGCUCCAUCGUGCAGCGCGUCAACGCCAGCGACAGCUACUCAACGCCACUCGUUUUCCUCACGCCCGGGGACAAGCUGCACGUGCAGGUGGAGCUGGUGACGGGGGAAGCCUCCGCAGUGCAGACGACGUUCCGCCUGCCGCUGAAGCAGUGGGUCCGCCUGCACCUGGCACUCGACGAUCGGCAGAUGACCAUAUCCAUCGCGUAUGGGAAUCACUUGGAAUUUUCUAAAGAUAUGGUUCACUUCUGGCCACGUUCCGUGUCCCAUGACGACACGGCGGGGCUCCUCAUGGUCGGAGGGGGGCAGCACACGCAAGGCAUUGUGGGAUACGUCAGUCGCGUCCGCCUGUACCGCACCCGCAGCGUCCCCAUGGAAACGGACGGGUGGCUGGACCCAGUGGAGCGUGACAUUGCGACGUUUGAGAACUCCUGCCAGCAGCUCCACCUUGCACUCCCCUCACUGCAGCAGCAGCAGCAGCAGCAACAACACGUGGACACUCACCCAGCCACUAGCCACGGCAGCUGCCCGGACGCCUACGCCCGCCUGUUCGCUCGCAGGACCCCGCCGGGGACAUGUGACGCGCGGGAGCCAAUUGCCAAGCGGCACAAGGCCCUGGUCGCCCUGCUCGGUCGCCGGGCCUACGGUCGCCGUGGCAACGAGGAUCUCCUGAUGAGCACCAUUCCUAUGGCCAAGGAUUUGUACAUCCUGGCCAGGUCUCGCCUGAUUGGACAGAAACGGCCAGGCACGCUCGUCCCCCAUUGGCUGCGGCAGGCCGGUUGCCUGGGGCAACCCCAAGCCCUCUUCCUGUUGGCCGUGGCCUAUCAGGUGGGACUGGGCGUCCCAGCCAAUCAGACGGAGGCGCUGGUGCUGGGCCUGCUGGCGGCCGGCCACGGCUGCCGCCUGGCCCAGGCCCGUCUGGGCUACAAGCACCAGCGGGGCGUGGACGGCCACGCGGGGGACCUGGGGGCGGCCUACGCCUACUACAGCGACGCGGCCAUCACCACGUCGCGCCAGCGACAGGAGCACCACGCAGACCAGGUGUACGUGGAGCUGGUUCGCCUGAACGACGAGGCAGGCUUGAGGGAGCAGACCAGGCCGGACCACGACCUCUUCCUGUGGCUCAAGCACCAGGCGAGACAGGGCGUGGGCGGGGCCCAGCAAACGCUCGGGCGCAUGCUGUACUGGGGCCAGCAGGGGCUGUCGCGCAACGUGGCAGCGGCGGCUCGUUACUACGAGCGCAGCGCCACACAGACACGUGACCCCACCGCCAUGUACGACUACGCCAUUGUGCUGCUCAAGGGUCAGGGAGUGAAACAGAAUCUGACGCUGGCUCGUGAGUACCUGGAGAAGGCCGCUGCAGAGGACCUGCCCCAGGCCCACAAUGCACUGGGCUGGUACCACCAGACCUAUGGCGGCGACUACACCAAGGCAGUGUCCUACUGGCACCGGGCGGACGCUCUGGGCAACCCGGACGCACCGCACAACCUGGGAUACGUCUACUCCAGCGGACUGUACCCCGGCAACGCCUCGCGACAGCACGCCGUAGCGUACGCUCACUACUGGCGCUCGGCACAGCGUGGCCACAUCGACGGAGCCAUCCGCUGUGCGGAAUACUGGGCGCUGGGGAACGGAGAGUCGGCCCCACUCAGCAUGAGCAGUGCAGUCAUAUGGACCCGCUGGGUAGCGGAGCAGAGUGGAGACCUGGGAUCCGUGCUGCGACUCGCCCUAGACGCUUACCUACGUCACGCACAGAGGGAGGCGCUGCUGUUCUACCUGAUGGCUGCGGAGAGCGGAUUUGAGGGAGCCCAGUUCAACGUUGCCUACCUUGCUCAUACCGUACCGGAUGAGCUGCGUAACGUGACGGAGCUGCCGUUGGCGUGGAGAUAUUUCAACCUCUCCUCCCUGGAGGAUAACGCAGCCACUUACUCACGAGUGAGGAUGGGUGACUACCACUACUAUGGACUGGGUAGCGGUGGGAGAGACCUCAAAGCUGCCGCAGAGGCGUACGGAGCAGCAGCACGCACGGGAGACCCAGAGGGCCUCUACAGCCUCGGCUCGCUGCUUGAGGAGCAGGGCGGGGAGGGUCGUGUCCACGUGCCCAGGGCCGUCUGGGACUCUCUGGGGGUGCCACGUGCUGAGCGUCACACGGCCCGCUCGCUCACCAACUACCUCUACACCAGGUGCCGGGACCAUCACAGCGACGAGGCGAUGUUGCCUUGCUCCUUGGCACUCGCCAGGACUCAGCUCCACGACUUCCUCAAACAUCACCAUCACUCGUGCAUGCAGGGAGGGAAUGUGCUGGGCAUUGCUGUGGUUACAGCACUCACAAUCAUCACCCUGGUAGCUAAACUACGCGACUGGGCAGGUACCCAGGCAUCACCUUCCUCUCCGCGUCACGCGGGACUCAACAGAGGCCUCCCAUUGGCCAACGGCUCGGCCAAUCGCGAGCGGCGGCGCUCCGAGAAUUCCCAGGACUUCCCGGAGAAUUCCCAAGACCCGGCCGGCCUCCGCACAGAUGCCCAGCAGCAGCAGCAGCAACAGCAGGGCGAGUCGGGAAUUCCCAAAAUUCCAGAUGAGGGAAUUCCCAGAAUUCCAGAUGAAGGACUUCCCGGAAUUCCAGAUGAGGGAAUUCCCAGAAUUCCAGAUGAAGGAAUUCCCAGAAUUCCAGACGACGAAAUUCCCAGAAACCCAGAGGCCGGAAUUCCCAACAUUUCAGAGGGCGGAAUUCCCGGAAUUCCAGGAGUGAACUCCCAAGAUUCUGGGAAUCCCAUGCGGCAACAAAAUCGGUCCGGGCUGACUGUGGUGGGAGUGCUGACAGGAAUCGUUUCCGGAGUCCUGGUCUGGAUCUGGCUAAUUUAGUGCACGACCGGUACCUGGAGUCAACAAUCCUGGUCCCAUACAGAGUCCCCGUCUCAUCCCAUACAGAACCAUCCCAUACAGAACCAUCCUAUACAGAACCAUCCCAUACAGAACCCUCGUCUCAUCCCAUAGAGAACCAUCCCAUAGAGAACCAUCCCAUAGAGAACCAUCC